AUACUCCAGCGCACCUGUUUCCGAUGCGCGUCCACUAGGUAGAGAAGAAGUGACGACCUACUCGUUCACCCACACGUAGAAGGCCUAGUGAUGACAGGACAAAGAGUAAGGUCCUUCAUCAAGUAUGGCCUUGUUGGAACAGCAGUCGUUGGUACAGGUGUAUUCCUCCAGCAAAAUUAUUGGGAUGUGUCGUCGAUCGGCGCCGUCAGGUUUGGCAGAGCAGCAUACGCUGCUUUUAGGGUGGCUGUUGACUACAAAAUAACCUACAAAAAUCUGCAUGAAAAUGACCCGGAUUACCGUAAAAAAGCAUCCAUGGUACAUUUGCGGUCAGCUUUACGGUUAAGGGAGAUGUGUUGUGCUAAUGGUGGAGUGUUCAUCAAAGUUGGGCAGCAUGUCGGUUCUCUAGAGUACUUGCUGCCAAAAGAAUAUGUUGAUACCAUGAAGGUUCUCCAUGACAAGGCACCUGAAUCAAAACUACAGGAUCUUUACAAAGUCAUAGAGCAAGAUCUUGGUCAAAAGGUAGAUGCUAUGUUCACUGACUUUAGCCCGGAUCCAUUGGGUGCAGCCUCAUUGGCACAAGUACAUAAGGAGUACUUGAAGGACGGAACAGUUGUAGCUGUGAAAGUGCAACAUCCAACUGUCAAAUCUCACUCUUAUGUUGACAUGAAGACCAUGGAGUUCCUGCUGAAUGCAGUUGCAUGGGUAUUCCCUAACUUCCAGUACACCUGGUUGUCUGAUGAAACAAAGAAAAAUCUGCCCCUUGAGCUUGACUUUCUCAAUGAAGGAAAGAACUGUGAAAGAGCAUCUGAAAUGUUCAAGAAACUUGACUUUCUCAAAGUGCCAAAAGUAUACUGGAAGUUGUCUUCAGAAAGGGUUCUCACAAUGGAGUUUUGUGAGGGGGGCAAAGUGGAUGACAGGGAAUAUAUGAAACAGCAUAACAUCUCUGUCAAUGAGGUGAGCCAGAAGCUUGGGAAGUUGUACAGUGAGAUGAUAUUUGUGCGGGGCUACGUGCACUGUGACCCUCACCCUGGCAAUGUCUUUGUACACAAGACAAAGAAAGGAACCAACAUCAUUCUGUUGGACCAUGGCUUGUACCAGACUCUGAGUGAUGACUUCCGAGUGAACUAUUCAAAGUUGUGGAUGUCACUCAUCAGUGCAGACUUGGAAGGCAUCAAGAAAUAUGCUCAUGCCUUGAACUGUGGGGAUAUGUAUGGCUUGUUUGCCUGUAUGUUGACAGCUCGGUCAUGGAAGGCUGUCUCGUCAGGCAUGGCUAAGCAUGCAUUCACAGACCAAGAGGGAGACGAUAUCAAGGGUGAUGUGGCCAAGUACCUGUAUGAAAUAACAGUAAUAUUGAACAAAAUACCAAGACAGAUGUUGCUCAUAUUAAAGACCAAUGAUGUCCUUCGUGGUAUUGAGACCUCACUACAGACUCGUGCGAAUGCUACCUCGUUCAUCAACAUGUCAAAGUGCUGUAUUCGAGGUCUUGCUCGUCAUCGUAUAAAGACAUGCAAGACAUGGACUUGUCGUCUUCGAGCAAGAAGUAAAGAACAAUGGCAGCUUUUCAGGAUAUCACUCUAUGAGUUUUACUUGUGGUGUGUCAGUUCAUCUCUUGGACUCUAUUUCCUCAGGAAGAAACCUUUAUAUUCUUAGCGAAACAGUGUCCGGGAAUGAGUGUUACAAGAGAACCUCCAUAUUCUUUACAGAUUGGAUUGAUUUAUGAAUUUCAACUUCUUUUCAUUAUUCUAUGCCAUUCUGUGAUACGGAGUGGAGUGAAGUGAAGUGGAUAUGUCUGUGGAGAUCUGGUUAGCAUGUGAUACGAAGUGGAGUGAAGUGAAGUGG
This is a messenger RNA of Haliotis rubra (blacklip abalone), 1839 nucleotides long. Its product is annotated as aarF domain-containing protein kinase 1-like. The record is from RefSeq and is a predicted model, not a curated record. Gene Ontology annotation, cellular component: mitochondrial inner membrane. NCBI's taxonomy places the organism in Eukaryota, Metazoa, Mollusca, Gastropoda, Lepetellida, Haliotidae. Gene Ontology annotation, biological process: lipid homeostasis; mitochondrion organization.